Messenger RNA from Serinus canaria (Common canary), 1681 nucleotides. RefSeq names its product endonuclease domain-containing 1 protein-like. Gene Ontology annotation, molecular function: nucleic acid binding; hydrolase activity; metal ion binding. Lineage: Eukaryota; Metazoa; Chordata; Aves; Passeriformes; Fringillidae. The record is from RefSeq and is a predicted model, not a curated record.
UUAUGCCUGGGUAUAUAUUGCAGUGUCACUCCUGAGGACUCAAACACUCCUUUCUCCAGGGACAAGAUAGAAGGAACAGUUCACGUGUCUGUUCUGAGACUCUGCAUCAAGGGGAGCAAGAGCCCUUCACUGAAAUCCUGCCACCAUGCUGGGGCUGCUGCUGCUGCAGGUGUUGGCCAGUUGCCUCUGGCUGGGACACAGUGAGGUGGUGAAGUCUUUCAGAAGUUGUAAACAGUUUUUCUAUGAGGGGACCCCUCCAAAUGAUGCCCUGAAUCCAAAGAACCCAGCCUGGAUCUGUCAGCACUUCAGCCACUCGUAUCACUAUGCCACCCUGUACGACAAAGACAGGAGAAUUCCAGUGUACUCUGCUUACAAAUACCAGCCUGGAAAUGCCAAGACACCGGAUGCCCCAUGGUUUGUUGAGCCCCAGCUCAUAGGUAAAAAUAAUCUUAAAGAGAUGGAAAGACAGUCGGUCCUCAUAGAGCAACACAAGUUCACCUUAGACCAAAUCAAAGCGAGCCAGGCUGUCUAUGACGACUACGCACAACUGAAGGGUUUGAACCAUGGCCAUUUGAGUCCCUGUGACCAUCAAGAUAGUAAAGAAAACAAGACAGCUACCUUCACCUUCACCAACAUAGUGCCCCUGGACAGCAGUCUCAACAAGGGCCAGUGGAACACCUAUGAGUCUAAAACAAUGCCCAAAAUGACCAAGGACUGUAAAACCACCUACGUGAUCACGGGUGCUGUGCCUGGGAAACUCCACGUAUCCCAAGGGAGGGUGAACAGACCCAGCCACAUCUGGUCAGCUGCCUGCUGUCUGGGUGACGAAGAGCCCAAGGCUUGGGGGGCUAUUGCUGAGAACGACAAGAACAAGGUAGAGAACCUCAGCCUCGGGGAGCUGGAGGAGAGGUUGACUGAGCUCUACAGUGGAACAGUUACUCUGUUCAACAAUGCCUGUCCCCGGCAAUAAGGCUUGGUGGCUUUUCCCACAUGUCACAGAAUCACAGAAUGGGUUGUUAUUGAUGGGACCGUAAAGCCUUAAAGACCAUCUCAUUCUCACCUGCCUGCCAUGGGCAGGGACACCUUCCACUCCACCAGCUUGUUCCAAGCCCUCCCAAGCCUGGCCUUGAACCCUUCCACGGACGGAGCAGUCAGAACAGCUCUGGGUAAAUUUUACUCAUACCACAGCCUGCUCACUGUAAUUUAUGUCUUUAGAAUAUCCCAUCUAACCCUGCCCUCCAUCAGUGUGAAACCAUUCCCUCUUAUCCUGUUACUCCAUACCCUGGUCCAAAGACUCUGUCCAGCCCUCUUAGAGAUCCUUGAGCUACUGCACUCUCAGCAGUCUUCUCCAGGCUGAACAUCCCCAGCUCUCUCACCCUCUCUCCAGAGCAGACACGCUCCAGCCCUCGGAGCACCUUCAUGGCCUCCACUGGACUCCACUCCAACAGCUUUGUAUCCUUCAUGUGCUGUGGGCCCCAGAGCUGGAGGCAGCACUGCAGCUGGGGUCUGAGCAGAGCAGAGGAGAGGGGCACAAAUGUCCUGUGCAGAGUCUGUGCUGCUUCCUUCCUUCUCUGCUGUGUUUCCAGCUCUGUCCCUCAGGGCACCUCCUCCUCUCUUCAAAGGCACAGAGAUGUGGGCAGAGCCUCCAGCUGCUUUGCUUUGCUGCCCAUCUCAGGAGAGA